Molecule: messenger RNA, 1710 nt
Organism: Arthroderma uncinatum
Lineage: Eukaryota; Fungi; Ascomycota; Eurotiomycetes; Onygenales; Arthrodermataceae
Exons: 3
Coding region: 1-1710 (569 amino acids)
Source: RefSeq, a predicted model, not a curated record
AUGUUCAGCUGGGGAGGCAGUCUGGCCGUACCAAGCUUCAACGUUAACCUAGACGAGGAGCGAGAUCCCCCUCCGCCACCAACAACACUCCAAUUCCCUGACUACGGCAAUUUUAGCUCAACUAGGCCUCUGGAUGAAACAAGCUGCGAUGUGCUGUACCGACUGUUGGCCCGCGCCAAAAAGCCGUCGGAUAUUACAGACGAAUAUCUGACGGCGUUUAACAUCGAAGUGGUACCUAACGUUGAUGCUUCCGAAAUUGUGCCAGACCACGACCUCAAAUCUAAACCCCCCUAUCAAUGGUCAGAAUAUAGCGCGGGGGAAGGAGAAGAACCAACUGAUGCCCCGGUUUUUAUGAGCAAUGGGGCGCCAUUCCCCGACAAAACUAAAUAUAGCCACUUAAGGGAAGAACUAUUAUUUGAUAACGAAGAUGUGUUUCGGUCACUUGCUCGCCUUGACCCUUUACCUGGACAUAAGAAGCUACGCAUUGCACAUGCGAGGAAAUUCUGGACUGCUUUGCAACAUGCUGCUCAGUAUUGGGAUGCUAGUUACGAUAAUUACUAUGAGAAAAGCACUGAUAGUGAAAUGAGUGGUGAUGCCACAGACAAUGCUACAGCUAACGGGCAUGGGAAUAGUGGAAUUUUAGGAGAAGCCAUGAACAAUCCCCUGGAAAACAAAAUGGAUAUUGACGAUGAAAACGUCCAUAAACAGCAACCAGUCACUAUACCCCAAUUGAAGCCUAAAAACCUUGACGAUAACAGACGCUACAAGGGCAGGAGAAUCGGCACAGGGAGUGGUAUGCCUGAUUCUGUUCGUGAAGAAAUUCUACGUGGCCUUGUAGAAAUGGUUGCUUGGUCCCUUGGAUGCCAAAUUAAAUUGCCAACCAUGCCUCCUCGCCUUGCAGUCAAAGACCUAUUGUUCCCCGUACGCCAGAGUUUCAGCGUAUCACGUAUUCCACAAGAUAGACAGGAAGCCCGGAAACACAUUCUUGAGGGUCCCGUGCUUGUCGCCCAGUGUCGAGCCGAGACCCAGUUUUACGACGACGCCAGCGGCCAAAGAUAUGUUGAGAAAUGCGACGUCUUACGUGAAGUCGCAGGAAUGCUCCUUCUUGCCCAAGAGAGAGCACGAGAAAACGUGGUUGAAGUCAAACCGGGCGAUGGGAAAUGGUGGACCACCACACCUCGAUGGGGAGGUCUCCCUAACGACGGCCCAGUUGGUGAGCCAAUUCCAACCGGCCCGGAGCAGCAGACGGAGGCUACGCCAUCGAAUGCUGCACCAAAAUCUGAAGCCGCGACCAACAAACGGACGAGACAUGACCGGUCUCCCAUUUCGUACCGACGGGGCCUGACAGGUAACAGGAAGGUUAGCAUGAUAGAGAAGUGGAAGACGGUUCAGCCUGGUCCGAGUCUGUGGGAUAAGAGGGUGAAAUAUAUGAAAAUCGGAGCCGAUGCAGACAGUCCUUUCGAUGACGUCUUCAUGAUAUCGUCAAUCAUCCAUCAUUUUUCUAUCGUUCACCUCAGAGUCCACGACAGCUACCUUAAAUGGCUUGCAACAGGCAAGAUAGACUCCCCCAAUAAAGAUACAAGCCCGGAGACGCCACCAUGGCAAUGCCUCGUGCUUCGUCGAACGCGAUGGUUUGAUUUCUUCAACCCUACUGAUCGUAUAGAGGGCUUUGACGGGCUCUGGGCCGUGCUUACGCAUAUGAUGAGGUAA